UGCAGACAUGAAGGUGCUCGUUGCCGCCGCUCUCCUGGCUGUUGCCGCCGCCGCUCCCUCCAACAGCUACGCCCCGAAGCAGGCGUACUCUCAUGGCCCGAGCUACCACCAGCCGUCCUACAAGGAGCCGGACCACUACGACACGCCCUACCAGUUUGAUUACGCUGUACACGACCACUACUCCGGUGCCGUCUUCUCUCAGAACGAGAAUAGCGACACCAAAAAUGUCAACGGCUACUACUCGGUCAACCUGCCCGACGGCCGUACCCAGCACGUCAAGUACUUCGCUGACCACGACGGCUACGGAGGCUACAACGCCGAGGUGACCUACUCUGGAGAGCCCCACUACGAGGAGCACAAGCCUAGCUACCACCCGGCCCCGGCCUACAAGCCCGCUCGUUCUUAUGCCCCUGCGCCGGUCUACAAGACCAAGUACUAA
Molecule: messenger RNA, 439 nt
Organism: Pollicipes pollicipes
Lineage: Eukaryota; Metazoa; Arthropoda; Thecostraca; Pollicipedomorpha; Pollicipedidae
Product: cuticle protein 19
Exons: 2
Coding region: 8-439 (143 amino acids)
Cellular component (GO): extracellular matrix
Source: RefSeq, a predicted model, not a curated record